Molecule: messenger RNA, 2087 nt
Organism: Papilio polytes (common Mormon)
Lineage: Eukaryota; Metazoa; Arthropoda; Insecta; Lepidoptera; Papilionidae
Product: sugar transporter ERD6-like 5
Exons: 8
Coding region: 43-1431 (462 amino acids)
Biological process (GO): transmembrane transport
Cellular component (GO): membrane
Molecular function (GO): transmembrane transporter activity
Source: RefSeq, a predicted model, not a curated record
AUUAAUUAGUGUCUAUUCUUUGAAAGUGAAACGUGAGUGAGGAUGUCUAUACUUUUUCAAGCAGGAUGUACUUUUAUCGUUUGUUAUUCUUGUUUAACAAUGUCGUUGAUGUACGCCUGGCCCUCAUCAACUAUUAAAAUAUUUUUAUCUGCCAAUACUACCUUGAAUCGACCAAUGGACGACAAUGAAAUAGCGUUAUUUGGAAGUUUCUCUUCAAUGAGUGCUAUAUUUGUUACGCCAUUUUCGGGAUAUCUUCUGGAUAAAAUUGGCCGAAAGAACUGCUGUAUUUUAUUCUCUUUGCCACAAGUGAUCUCAUGGCUCAUAGUGUCAAUUAGUGUAAGAGUUGAAGCGAUUCUCGGUGCUAUGUUUAUAUCUGGGUUUGGUGGCUGCAUAUUACUGCUAGCUCCUGUCUACGUUAGUGAGUUCUGUCAGGAAUCUGUCCGGGGAAUGAUGUCGUCAGUUUCCAUGAUAUUGUAUGGCCUUGGUAUCUUGGUAUCGUAUCUAUUAGGAGGAUGCUUGGAGUAUCAGACGAUGACGUACGUCUGUCUAUCGAUGUCUGUGCUUGGUAUACUAAUGCUGUGGCCGCUGAAGGAAUCGCCGUUGCAUUUAAUGAAACAGAAUAAUGAAGAGGAUGCUAUAAAAGCCGUUGCAUUCUUUAGAAGAGUAGAAAAAGAUUCCAAAGCGAUAACACAAGAGAUAAAUGCAAUAAAAAGAGUUCUCUGUGCGGACAUUGAAAUUACUCCAGAAGAAGAAAGUUUAAAUCCGUACACGAAAAAGAAGGAAAAGAUAUCGAAAUGGCAGUUUCUUAAAAAAUCUCGUUCUACCCGUCGUGCGUUGUUCGUGGCUUUAAUAUUGUACUCAGCGACGAUGUUCCAAGGUUUAGUAGGGGUACAAGUGUAUGCUGACCCAGUCUUUGAAGAGGCACUACCGAAUAUGCCAACAACACUCGCUUGUGUUAUCUUGGCUAUAGUGUUUGUGGCCGCAGGAUGUGCUGCUGCGUAUUUGAUGGAUAUUGCAGGAAGACGGCCUCUAAUGAUGUACUCAUCGUUCAUCGCUGGCGUAUGCUGCGUUGGUUUAGGCACUCAGAUCCAUCUGCACUGGGGUCCUCACUGGCUUACUGGCGUCUUCGCAUACAUCUUCUGCAUUGCUUAUAAUAUCGGCGCUGGUACUGUUCCUUAUGUGUUUAGUGCUGAAGUCUUCUUACCCGAAAUUAAAAGUCUUGUAUCAAUGCUCUCGAUGGAAUGGGCGUGGAUAUGCAACUUUGUAAUUCUGUACAUCUUCACACCUUUGGUCGCUGCUAUAGGCUUAGGGCCGGUCUUCUACGUUUUUGCUAUCGUCUGCUUCGCGUCUGCGGUUUUUAGUUACUUCUUCUUACCAGAGACGAAAGGAUUACCUGUAGAUGUUAUACAGACACUUCUAGUAAAGAAUUAGAUAUCAAUGACUUGUUGAAAUCAUGGAUUUUAUUGGAACGAAGUGAAUUUUGUAUUUUGAUUUUUUUCAUGUGAAUUAUUAUUUGUAGAGUUUAAAGCUUGAUGCUUUAGCUAGGAUGUGGUUGACAACAGUCAAUAGGGUUCGUACCCAAGACUCAUUUUGCCAGAUGAUUAGUUCUAGUGAGGAGGCCCUUUGUAGGACUCUGCCCCCCAUAAUGGGGGGCAAAACACCUCGGUUCCUCCAACGCCUUAAGCCGGGGUCACGGGUACGCUUUCGCUUACGUCCGCAACCCCGGCCUGAGUGAGGAGGGUCCUAUAACAAGGUCAGAAGGAUGGAUGAAAGGUAUCCUUAAGAGUGAUUGUGUCACUCCUAGGAGCGGACGCACACGUUUGACUAAACUAUCGCAUUGUGCGAUUGUCAAUUGUUUCGCAGUAAAUUUAACUAUUUAUUUGCACAACUAAAAGUCGAGAAGUCCCUUCCACAUAAGCUCAUAUGAAUCAAAGCGAGACUAAACAGUUUGCUAUAGUCUAAUGUGUGCGCGAGUUCUAAAGUGACACUGAGGGGAAAUUUAAUGUGACCCAUAGAUACACUGCCAUUUGCGAUAUGCAUUUAUUUUUUGUAAUUUAUUCUUAAGAUUUUUUAACAUUUUUUUCUAU